Molecule: messenger RNA, 1899 nt
Organism: Symbiodinium sp. CCMP2592
Lineage: Eukaryota; Dinophyceae; Suessiales; Symbiodiniaceae
Source: the annotation of a GenBank genome assembly
AUGGCACGCAAACGAGCGCUGGCCGCCCUUGCGCUGGGCGUCUGGUCCGCCGGCUUUGUGAGCCCCUUUGGAGCCGCGCGGGGCAUCUCCCAGGCUCGUGCUGCGGGAACAACGAAGACACAUGCCUACGCUCUCUCCGCUUGGCAGGCCGACAUCGAGGACCAGUGUGACUUUGAGCGGUUCGGUCUGUCUGCAGCCCUGGUGCUCAGGCACAGCGUGAUGGUGGUGGCGGUGCCAUCUGGUGGACCAGGAGGCCCUUGUCCUGCCGGCUGCGAGGUGCGCGCCGCGGCUCCUCCCAAGGGAUUCGGUCUGUUUGCCUGUUCCAGCUGCUCCGCCUACACCGACAUGUUCACAGAGGAGCCUCUUUUUGCUAUGCAGCAUUCCGGCAAUCGUCGCGUGGUCGCCGCUUGCGCGCGCUGCUGUGGCUUCGUGCCCUCCGUGCCUUUGCAGCUGGAGGUGCUGUUCGGUGAGAGCCGCUUCGCUCCUUUGCUGACAGCCCUGGGGGAUUUGCCCUCCAGGUGGCAGGAGAAUAGUGGAGAAGGACAAGCUUCUGUUGUGCGAUGCAAGCAAGGCUGUGGUGAACUCUACUGCUCCGAGGCCUGCAGAGACAUGCACUUCCAGCACUCUCACAACCUCCUCUGUGUCGGUCCUUUGACGACGGAGGACCACCCACUUCUUCGCUUCAAGUACCACGCCCUCGAGCAUGCUGACACCUUGCUCUUGGCCGCGCAGGUCUUUGCCUUCCUCAUCAACCGCGCCAAAGCAGCGGGUGGCGGAGCGGAGGUAACGCAAGGCCUCAUGCAGGAGCUCCUGUGCUUCUGCCAUGCGCCCUUUCGGGAAGCGUGCAGACCACCUCCUGGCCGGUCCAAGGAUGCAGAGUUCUACGUCGCUUGUUUCAGCUCUUUCAAGCUUCUUUCAGUUGAGUCGUGCCGCCACAGUGCCAUCACAGACAGAGGGGCACACGCGGACGGCCUCGUCAGCGAAGCGGCGGCUCUGCUCCGCGCCGCGCUGGAGCCGCACGCCCCGGCCGAGGUCGGAGCGCUUUUUGCCUCUGGGCCGAACUUCUUCGCUGAAGUGCUGGGGCUUUUCGAGUACAACAACAUUGACCUCGAGGUGCAAUCGCCCGUGGGGCCACUGCUCCAUAACCGAGCCAAAGCGCUGGCACCCCACAUCUCGAAUCCUCAGGCAGUAGCUGAGCUCAAGCAAUUGGACGCUCUGCUCCGGGAGAAGGAAUGGGUAAUGCGCUGCAUCUGGGGCGAGGAGACGACUGGGAUCUUCGGCGACGAGGCCGACGUGGCGGCCACAAACCCGGCAACCCAAGAUGCAGAGCCGAUGGACAGCCUCAUGAAGGCUGCUGAGCAGGGCAACGAUGCCGAGGUUGCAAGUGCAGCCAUGGCCCAAGCCACCGCAGAAGUUGCCAGACUCUCCCUCGAGCAGCUGCUGCAGGUCCAGAACAUCGAUGGCCAGGAGGUCUCGCUGCAGGAGUACUCGGGCAAAGUGGUGCUCGUCGUCAAUCUUGCAAGCAAAUGUGUGAACUGUAUGGAAAGUACCGAUCUCGAGGAUUCGAGGUCCGCCCUGCAGAAGAUCAGGUCUCUGACCCUCCCGGUGCUUGGAUUUCCGUGCAACCAGUUCGGGGGCCAGGCUUUUGCCCAGUCAAAGUGCCCGGACACCUUCCCCCUCUUCGCGAAGAUUGACGCUCCUUUGUACACCUUCUUGAAAGCCCGACAGGGAGAGCUGUUGGGAAGCGACAUCAAGUGGAACUUUGCCAAGUUCCUGGUGGACCGGCAAGGACAGCCUGUUGCACGCUUCGGGCCGCAGCAGGCCUCGCGACCCACAGAAAGCUGUAUCAGGGUCUAUCCUCAUAAUGCUGGUAAUUACCAGCGAUGGCUGCAGCCAUGA